AUGGCUGCUGCAAACAUCGCCCUUUCCACUCAAUCUCAGCCGUUUCUCGCCAACAGACAGCCUGCUUUUCCGAAUGUGUCUCGCGAGCGGUUCCAAGCUCUAGUCCAGCGGGCGCAAGCACUUCGCGCAAGUGGACAUACGCCGGAAACAUCUCCCGAGCUCGACAAGAUCUACAAGUUUAUGCAUGCUUUUCAGCAGCAGCAGCAAUCACUCCGACAAGACAACGCUGGAGAGCACUCUCAGCUCGGUCCCAAUGGCCAUUCCUCACCGACGUCCCUUCCCCUUCCAAACGGCACCCCCCUUCCCAACGGGAACGCUCUCACGACGGGUGCUAUCCCCAGCCAACCGUUCCCAGCGGCGCCUCAGUCACCGGUCUCGUUCACGCCGGAACAGAUAGGUGCUCUGCGUGCACAGAUCCACGCGUUCAAGCUCCUUUCGCGAGGAUUGCCGAUACCCGAAGCGAUCCAGCAGGCAAUGCGGGUGCCGAACGAAGCGAUUCCAGAGCUCGAGAAGCUGCUGCAUGGGCAAGACGUGAACGCGAUGGUGGUCGACAGUGCGGUCAAGAUCCACAGGGGCAACGGCAGCGUUGCGCCCGAGCAGUCUGCAGCGGUCGAGGGGAGCGCAGCGGCGGCAGCGCCGGACGGGGUGAAGGAGGAGGGCGAGGAGGUGGAGAUGGAGAUGGAGGUCGACGCGGCGGACCUGCCGAAGGGACCGUUCCCGGAGGACGACAGGAAGUCGGGGAUGUACCCGUACAACGCGUACACGCACCCGUUCACGCUCUUGCGGCGGAGUGCGGGGAUGAGCGAGGCGGCGUUUGCGACGCGGCUGCAGCGACUGCUAGUACCGUCGGUCAUGCCGGCGGGGCUGGACCCACAGCAGGCGAUCGCAGAACGCAACCGGUUUGUCGACGCGCGGAUCGAGCAGCGGAUGCGGGAACUGGAGGAGAUGCCGGCGACGAUGGGGGACGGCGGGCUAGAGAGCAUGCUGGAUGAUGCGGCAAUGGCGGACAAGGAAAACGCAUCGAUGGAGCUCGUCCCCGCGGAUGCACACGGGAAGCUGCGUGCGCUGAUCGAGCUCAAGUCGCUCAGAGUGCUGGACAAGCAGCGGUCGCUACGGGCGCUCGUCGCGGAGCGGCUCACGCAUGGUUCGCUACUACCGCUCAACAGAGCAGACUUCCGCCGGACGCGCAAGCCAACGAUUCGGGACGCACGGAUGACGGAACAGCUAGAGCGUAAACAGCGGGUGGACCGUGAGCGCCGGGCGAAGCAGAAGCACGUCGAGCAGCUUGGCGUGAUUUGUGCGCACGGGCGCGAAAUUAUAGCUGUCGGGCGUGCGGCGCAGGACCGCGUUACUCGACUUGGGCGCUCAGUGUUGUCGUUCCAUAUCCACACUGAGAAGGAGGAGCAGAAGCGUAUCGAGCGUAUCUCGAAGGAGCGUCUCAAGGCGCUCAAGGCGGACGACGAGGAAGCAUACAUGAAGCUCAUCGACACCGCGAAGGACACUCGUAUCACGCACCUACUCAGGCAGACAGAUUCGUAUCUCGAUUCACUCGCGCAGGCCGUUAUGGAGCAACAGCGUGGUGGCGAAAGUCUUGGAGAUUUUGAGGUUGAAGAAGGACCAACGAGCGAGGCGACGUUCGGUGCUAAGAAGUUCGAGGACGAGAACGAGAAUGAGGACAAGAGCAAGAUGGAUUACUAUGCUGUUGCACACAGAACCAAGGAGAAGGUCUCCAGGCAGCCAAGUCUAUUGAUUGGUGGUACAUUGAAGGACUACCAACUCAAGGGCUUGCAGUGGAUGGUGAGCUUGUACAAUAACAGGUUGAAUGGUAUCCUCGCAGACGAAAUGGGCCUCGGGAAGACUAUCCAGACUAUCUCGCUCAUUACCUUCCUGAUCGAGUCCAAGAGGCAGCGUGGACCAUAUCUUGUCAUAGUUCCCCUGUCCACCAUGACCAAUUGGUCCGCUGAAUUUGCCAAGUGGGCCCCGGAUGUGAGGAUAAUUGCUUACAAGGGUAAUCCCACCCAGCGCAAGGUCUUGCAAGGCGACAUUCGCACGGGCAACUUCCAAGUUCUCCUCACCACCUACGAAUAUAUUAUCAAGGACCGUGUCCACCUCAGCCGCAUCAAAUGGGUACACAUGAUCAUUGAUGAGGGUCACCGUAUGAAGAACACGCAGAGCAAGCUUACGCAGACUCUCACACAGUAUUACCACUCGCGUUACCGGUUGAUUUUGACGGGAACUCCAUUGCAGAACAAUCUGCCCGAGUUGUGGGCAUUGCUUAACUUUGUCUUGCCUAAAGUUUUCAACUCCGUGAAGUCCUUUGAUGAAUGGUUCAAUACGCCUUUCGCGAACUCUGGUACUGGUGACAAAAUUGAGUUGAAUGAAGAAGAGGCCCUCCUUAUCAUCCGCCGUCUGCACAAGGUGCUGCGUCCGUUCCUCCUGCGCCGUCUCAAGAAGGACGUCGAGUCCGAGCUUCCCGACAAGGUGGAGAAGGUCAUCAAAGUCCGCAUGAGUGCUUUGCAGUCUCAACUGUACAAGCAAAUGAAGAAGUAUAAGAUGAUUGCCGAUGGGAAGGAUUCCAAAGGAAAAUCGGCCGGUGUCAAGGGCCUCAGUAAUGAGCUCAUGCAACUACGCAAAAUUUGCCAGCAUCCCUUCUUGUUUGAAAGCGUUGAAGACAAGAUCAAUCCAUCGGGACUUGUUGACGAGAAGCUCGUUCGCACAUCCGGCAAGAUUGAGCUGUUGUCUCGUAUUUUACCCAAAUUUUUCGCAACCGACCACAGAGUCCUCAUUUUCUUCCAGAUGACAAAGGUCAUGGAUAUCAUGGAAGACUUCUUGAAGAUGAUGGGCUUCAAGUACCUCCGUUUGGACGGUGGAACGAAGACGGAGGAUCGUGCCGGUCAUGUCGCCCUAUUCAAUGCCAAAGAUUCAGAUUACAAGGUGUUCAUUCUUUCAACUAGGGCAGGUGGUCUUGGUUUGAACUUGCAGACUGCAGACACCGUGAUCAUCUUCGAUAGUGACUGGAAUCCACAUGCCGAUCUCCAGGCGCAAGAUCGUGCUCACCGAAUUGGCCAAACGAAAGUCGUCCGCAUCCUGCGUUUCGUCACGGAGAAGAGCGUAGAGGAGGCAAUGUUCGCCCGUGCUCGCUUCAAGCUCGAUAUCGACGACAAGGUCAUUCAGGCUGGUCGUUUCGAUAACAAAUCCACUCAAGAGGAACAAGAGGAGUUUUUGCGAUCGAUCUUAGAAGCAGACCAAGAGGAAGAGAACGAGGAAGCCGGUGACAUGAACGACGAAGAGCUUAACGAGCUCAUCUCACGCGGUGACGACGAGGAGCGCAUCUUUCGCGACAUCGAUAUACAGCGUGAGCGUGAGGCAUUGGAGCGUUGGAAGGCUGCUGGCCACCGCGGCAAGCCCCCUCCACCAUUGAUGCAGCUAGAAGAGCUCCCCGACUGUUAUCGAACAGAGGAGCCGUUCGAAGAUAAGACCGAGUACGAAGAGGAGGGCCGUGGACACCGUCGCAGGGUCGCCAUCAACUACAACGAUGGGCUUAGCGAUGAUCAGUGGGCGAUGGCACUGGAAGAGGGCGAAGACAUCCAGGAGUUGUCGGAACGUGCACGCGAGAAGAAGGACCGACGUACAGCAAACAGGCUGCUGAAGGAGAUUGAUGCCAGUCCUGUACCUGAUUUGGAUGCUCCACGCGGUCGCAAGGGUAAGAAAGGCAAGGGCAAGGCCGUCGAUCAGGACGCCACUCCUGCCAACGGCAAGAGGAAACGCGGCAUGAAGUCCAUGUCUAUAACCCCUUCUAAUGACGACGAUGACGAAGAGCGUGAUACCAAACGUCGGAAGACAAAGGCGAACGAAGUACCUCCUGCAGUCCGCGAUAAGAUGAAGAAGGCGUUCAACGAAUGCUAUAAAGUCAUGCUCAAUUGUGAAGAUGAGAGUGGUCGCAAGCGUUGCGAGCUGUUCAAGGAGGUGCCAGACAAGAGGGAAUAUCCCGAUUACUACCAGCUCAUCAAGCGGCCCAUUGCAAUGUCGACUCUCCGCAAACGCAUGAAUAGCAAUUAUUACAAGAAUGUUCUAGACUUCCGAGAAGACUGGAGACUGAUGUUCAACAAUGCUCGGACUUACAACCAGGAGGGUUCCUGGGUAUAUGUAGACGCGGAAGAGAUGGAGAAGCUGUUCAACGGAGUGUUCAACCGGGUCAUUGCUGGGACUCAAUUGCCAGGUGCACCCCCAGUCCCUGAAAAUGCAUUAGCCUCUGGAGCGUACGAUUCUGCGCUGACCCCGAUGGAUGAAGACGAACGGCUUCCGGUUAGAGGGAAAAACGGGCGGAAGCAGAUCCUCAGCGAUGACGAAUACCUGACGCCGACCGAUGACGAGUGA
Messenger RNA from Sparassis crispa, 4377 nucleotides. Its product is annotated as Chromatin structure-remodeling complex subunit snf21. Gene Ontology annotation, biological process: positive regulation of transcription by RNA polymerase II. The record is from RefSeq and is a predicted model, not a curated record. Gene Ontology annotation, molecular function: ATP-dependent chromatin remodeler activity; histone binding; ATP binding. NCBI's taxonomy places the organism in Eukaryota, Fungi, Basidiomycota, Agaricomycetes, Polyporales, Sparassidaceae. Gene Ontology annotation, cellular component: nucleus. The transcript has 13 exons. The coding region runs from base 1 to 4377 and encodes 1458 amino acids.